Messenger RNA from Cladocopium goreaui, 832 nucleotides. Lineage: Eukaryota; Dinophyceae; Suessiales; Symbiodiniaceae. The record is from the annotation of a GenBank genome assembly.
AUGCGCACAGUGCUUCGGAGCUGCGCAGUGCGCCAGACCUACAAAAAACGUCAGAAACCGAGCGGAUCAGUGGAACAUCAGAAGUUGUGCAAAGCCUAUGCGGAGGGACACUGUUCUGCAGGUGGCUUUCUCCAGGAAAGCAAUCAGAAAACUCAGCAUGUGGUGCAAUCAGUCAAGUCCUUCUGUGAGAACUGCGUUUAUGCCCAUGGAGAAGUGCAACUUCGCGUUACAGAUGGGAUCUACAAAACCCAGAUGUGCCACUUCUAUGAACGUGGCAGAUGCUUAAAGGGCGAGCGUUGCAAUCACGCUCAUGGCCCAGAAGACCUGAGGGAACCCAAAUCAAAGGCGGAUCCUUGGGGCCCUCCUGAGGUGGCUACUCCAGGCAGGGCUUGUCCGUCCUAUUCGAAUCUGCAGCAAAUCUCGCAGGCAGGAGCCUUUCCAUACACUCCUCCGCAUGAUUUGCCGAUGCCCUGGAUGUGGUACGGACAAGGCUUGGCGACCCCAGAGUCCUACUACUUUGGUCCUUCUCCACCACUUCAUCCGCUACCGCCAGAAGCGCCCCAAGAGGCCAUUUGGACGGAGGAGCUUCAAGUGGAGCCCUGCGAUCUUACGAAGCGUUUAGCGAGUUUGGAAGCUGUCUGCACCGACUUCACAGCCGAUGUGCGGACGAUCACCGAGGCAGUGCCGAGCCAGCGCCGGAUCCAUCGCAUUUGAGGUGACACCUGAAAUUCGGAAGCAAAAAAGGCGCCGCUGCGUGCGGCAUCGCAGACAUCCUGGAACCAUCCGAUCAGACUCCGGGGCAGGGACUGCGCGACUGCGCGAUCCAUGUAAG